Molecule: messenger RNA, 2409 nt
Organism: Lutzomyia longipalpis
Lineage: Eukaryota; Metazoa; Arthropoda; Insecta; Diptera; Psychodidae
Gene: mRRF2
Product: ribosome-releasing factor 2, mitochondrial
Exons: 4
Coding region: 134-2353 (739 amino acids)
Biological process (GO): ribosome disassembly; mitochondrial translation
Cellular component (GO): mitochondrion
Molecular function (GO): GTPase activity; GTP binding; translation elongation factor activity
Source: RefSeq, a predicted model, not a curated record
UUAGUGCAUUUCACGUUUUUUGUGUGAGAAGUUUUUAAUUAAUUUCUGGAAUAAAAACAAUUUGUAGGCAAUAAAUAAAUAUGAGAACUAAAAGAUAGACUUCCCGUAAAUGAAAUUCCACAAAUGAGAUAAAAUGUCUUUGAGUAUAACUCGAAAAAUUCUUGGAAAACUCAAACCCUUUUUUCGACUCCAUGUGCGGGGAUUUGCAGCUGGAGAUGAUAUCCGGAGGACAAAGAAUAUUGGGAUUCUGGCGCACAUUGAUGCCGGAAAGACCACCACGACAGAGAGGAUGCUUUUCUACUCGGGACGAACGCGAUCACUUGGGGAAGUUCAUCAUGGGAACACGGUGACGGAUUUCCUGGAUCAGGAACGUGAGCGAGGGAUUACAAUUUGCAGUGCAGCCGUUACCUUCCCGUGGAACAAUGUAAAGAUAAACCUAAUCGAUACCCCUGGUCAUAUUGACUUUACAAUGGAGGUGGAACUUAGUCUGGGAGCUGUUGAUGCAGCUGUUGUAAUCCUGGAUGCUUCAGCGGGAGUUGAAGCACAAACCCUCACCGUGUGGGCACAGGCUGAUCGCUAUAGCCUUCCCAGGAUUGUAUUUGUCAACAAAAUGGAUCGAGAUGAUGCAGACUUCAUGGCGUGCAUUGAAGAUCUAAGGAAGAACCUCAGAGUCUUGCCUGUUCCACUGCAAAUCCCAAUUAGAGGAAAGAAAGAAUUAGUUGGGAUUGUGGAUGUCGUGAAGAGGAAGCUCCUCACGUGGAAUACAAAAAACGAAGGAUUUAGCUACAAAAUCUCCCCACUUCCUGAGAAUCUUGCCGAAGAGUGCGAAGUCAAGAGAUUCGAACUAAUUGACUGUUUGUCCGGAGUAGACGAUGAACUGGCUGAUGUUGUAAUCAUCCGAAAUACCCUCACGGAUAUUGAGACAGAAGCUGUAGAGAAAGCCAUCCGGAGAGCUACAAUCAGCCAGAAAAUCGUUCCAGUCCUCCUUGGAUCUGCAUACAAAAAUACCGGCGUUCAGAUGCUCCUGGAUGCAAUUGUUAGCUACUUCCCUAAUCCCCUGGAGCGGCAUCAAGGACUUGAAUCUUUCGAAGGUGACUUCAUUGCGAGAGUCUUCAAAAUCAUGCACGAUCGGCAGAGGGGUCCGCUGACACUCUUUCGUGUCCUCAGUGGGAAUCUCAAGAAGAACUCAAAGGUCACAACAGGUAGGGGAGGAUCAGAAGUUGCUCAGAAGAUCUAUGAGCCACUCGCUAAUGAAUACCGGGAGAUUGAGUCUGUUUCUACCGGUGAUAUUGGAAUCUGUGCAGGACUCAAGACCACAAUGACGGGAGAUCUACUAGUGGGAAAUUCAGGAAUUUUGAAGAAACUCCAGAAAAAAUUCCCCAAAGUUCUUUCGUAUGAAGAAGAUGGUGAAUCUGCUGCUGAUCAGCAAAGUCCAGGAAGUUUAUUUUCAGUUGAAACGAAGAUUUCAGAUGCUGUCUACUUUUGUUCUGUGGAACCACCGUCAUUGUCUCAGCAAAAAGCCCUGGAAAUUGCCUUAAUGCAGCUUCAACGAGAAGAUCCGAGCCUAAGGGUGCGAUACGAUGAGACUACCCUUCAAACAGUGCUUGGAGGGAUGGGUGAACUACAUCUGGACAUCGUAAAGUCGAGAAUUCUAUCAGAAUACAAAGUUGAUGUCAUGUUGGGACCGCUUCAGAUUGCCUACCGGGAAUGCUUGGACGUGGAAAGCGCAAGAGAUGCUCUUUCUGUUGAAAAGGAAAUUGCUGGAAGCAGGCAAAGGAUGUCAAUUGUGCUGUCUCUGAAUCAAGGAAAGAAAGAAAAAUUCUCCGUGGACACAUCAAAGGACGCCGGUGAAGGACUAACUUCCCUACGCCCAAAGUAUUUGAGUCUCAUCAAGAAGGGCGUCCUUGCAGGCUUGGAACGAGGACCAAAGCUCGGUGGGGUUGUCGUUGACACCUUCGCCACUCUUCACGAUAUCUCCAUAGGUCCAGGAGCUGUGGAUUCUUUUGUGAUUGCCACAGCAGCUCAAUGCGUUCAGAAGAUUCUCAGGGAUGCAGGUUGUCGACUACUGGAGCCCAUCAUGUCCCUAGAAAUCAUUGCUCCUGGAGAUCUUAUGCCCCUCAUCCUUCCGGAUCUGAGCAGAAGACGUGCCACAAUCCAAGAAAUGUGCCCAAAAGGAGAAUUCAGCAAACAACUCCGUGUUCAUGCUCCUCUUGCUGAGUUAUCCAACUAUUCGAGUUCUCUGAGGAUUCUUACUUCAGGAAGAUCGACGUUUUUCAUGGAGUUCAGCCACUAUGCCCCAAUGACAACGCAAGAUCAAGAAAUUGCCAUUAAAACAGCCCAGGGACUGAUGUAGUAUUCCUUUCUUUUGUAAUGUUGUAGUAGAUGUAUUAAAAGCAUUUAAAAAUGCCA